UAAUCAAUGGGAUCUUGCUCCUCAAAAAAAAUGUAAACUCACCAUUCUUUACAUCUGAAAUCGUUAUCAACUUGUGGUUAUGCCCAAACUCGAAUGUCUUGGGCGAAUAAAUUUUUACAGUUACCUAAAGAAAAAAUCAUACAGCCCUACAAUCCAAACAGUUCAUAUACUAUUUAUAUCAUUAGACCUUCAAAUUUAGUAUGAUGUAGAAAUAGAAGGUGUAAUUUUUGACGUCAUUGCUCCUCCAGACCUUUUAGAUGAUAACUUGGACCCUAUUGAAGAGGAAGAAUGAAAACCGUAAUAUUAAUACCAAC
Molecule: messenger RNA, 314 nt
Organism: Paramecium sonneborni
Lineage: Eukaryota; Ciliophora; Oligohymenophorea; Peniculida; Parameciidae
Source: the annotation of a GenBank genome assembly